Toxotes jaculatrix (banded archerfish) is the source of this 3283-nucleotide messenger RNA. RefSeq names its product smoothened, frizzled class receptor (gene smo). The transcript has 12 exons. The record is from RefSeq and is a predicted model, not a curated record. Bases 619 to 3102 code for a protein of 827 amino acids. Gene Ontology annotation, molecular function: patched binding; transmembrane signaling receptor activity. Gene Ontology annotation, biological process: smoothened signaling pathway; positive regulation of smoothened signaling pathway; central nervous system development. Gene Ontology annotation, cellular component: dendrite; cilium; plasma membrane. Lineage: Eukaryota; Metazoa; Chordata; Actinopteri; Toxotidae.
GAACACAACAAAGCCCCAGAAACCUCUCAUCAGACACUUCACCGGAGAAAAAUCACCUCUCGGGACACGUACAGAGAUGUAGGAUAAUUUAUUAUCUUAUUUUUCUGCCAGUUUAAAAAAAGAGGGGGGCUGCGGAGAAAGGGGGUGGUGCAUCUGAGCUGGAGAUCUUGUUACAGAGAUCCAGACUUUUUCAUGGCAAGUUUUUUGGAAGUGGGGGGAGGGCGAAUCUGCAACUUUCUCGGCCUGGUGUCUUUUUCAUACCCAGCCUAAACGCUUCAAAUGAAUACUUUAUAUGGUUCUAAGCUGAUCACCCCUUCUUUCCAUACUUGAGGGCAGUUUUUGGAGCUGUUUGCGUUUGGAUAAUGAAGGAAUUCAGGAGGAUCCAGCAAGGAUCGGACGAGAAGUGCAGAUUAAAAAAAGUUUGGGAGGACUGCGAGAAAACUUUGAAGCGCCCCGCAGCUUUUCUUCACCAUGCCGCGUUUGGAAACUUAUUCGAAAUCUGAUGAAGAAAACGCCCUAUGUGGAUAUAUCGGGGAAAAGGACCAUUGAAGCAGUAGAAUACAAAAUAAUCGGAUUGGGUUUGUUGUUUUUUUUGCACAGUUGAUUCUCUCUCCCAAGAUGUCUUCCCACGGCAGGAGCCCCAUUGUUGGAUUUUACGGGAUGCUUUGCGUCUGGGCUGCCUGGCUUUCAGGCUGCGGGGCAGUGUUGUCCCCAAACGGGACGAUAUUUGAGGACCACUGCAAGAAAACGGCAACUUGCGAGGCACUUAAAUACAACACAUGUCUGGGAUCGCCUUUACCGUAUACACAUACUUCUUUGAUCCUGGCGGAGGACUCCAGCACCCAGGAAGAGGCUUUUGAGAAGUUGACCAUGUGGUCUGGUUUGCGGAACGCUCCUCGCUGCUGGUCGGUCAUCCAGCCGUUGCUCUGUGCUGUCUACAUGCCCAAAUGUGAGAAUGGUCGGGUUGAGCUGCCCAGCCAGACCCUGUGUCUGUCUACACGUCGGCCGUGCAGCAUCGUGGACCAGGAGAGAGGCUGGCCCAGCUUCCUUAAAUGUGACAAAUUCCCUGUUGAUUGUUCGAAUGAGGUGCAGAAGCUGAAGUUUAACACAUCGGGCCAGUGUGAAGCUCCCCUGGUGAAGACAGACAUUCAGUCGAGUUGGUACAAGGACGUGGAGGGCUGUGGCAUCCAGUGUGACAACCCUCUGUUCACUGAGGGGGAGCACAAUGACAUGCAUGUCUACAUCGCUUACUUCGGCACCAUCACCCUCCUCUGCACCUUCUUCACCCUGGCCACAUUUCUCGCUGACUGGAAAAACUCCAACCGGUACCCAGCUGUCAUUCUCUUCUACAUCAAUGCCUGCUUCUUCGUGGGCAGUAUCGGUUGGCUGGCCCAGUUCCUGGAUGGAGCGCGCAAGGAGAUUGUCUGCAAGAGCGACAACACCAUGCGCCUUGGGGAGCCCUCGUCUUCAGAGACACUGUCAUGUGUCACCAUCUUCAUCAUUGUCUACUACUCCCUGAUGUCAGGUGUGAUUUGGUUUGUCAUGCUGACCUAUGCCUGGCACACAUCCUUCAAAGCCCUGGGCACCACCCACCAGCCACUGUCUGGCAGAACUUCCUACUUCCACAUGGUCACCUGGUCCAUCCCCUUCGUCCUGACUGUGGCCAUCCUGGCAAUUGCUGAGGUGGAUGGAGACUCUGUGAGCGGCAUCUGUUUCGUGGGCUACAAAAACUACAGAUACCGUGCUGGGUUUGUGCUGGCACCCAUUGGUGUUGUGCUUGUUGUUGGCGGCUACUUCCUCAUUAGGGGUGUCAUGACCUUGUUUUCCAUCAAGAGUAACCACCCAGGACUACUGAGUGAGAAAGCAGCGAGCAAAAUCAACGAGACGAUGCUGAGACUUGGCAUAUUUGGGUUCCUCGCUUUUGGCUUUGUUUUGAUCACUUUCGGGUGCCACUUUUACGACUUCUUCAACCAGGCUGAGUGGGAGAGGAGCUUCAGAGAAUAUGUGCUGUGUGAAGCCAACGUGACGAUCGCCUCUCAGACCAACAAACCAAUCCCAGAAUGCACCAUUAAGAACCGGCCAAGCCUCAUGGUGGAGAAAAUCAACCUGUUCUCCAUGUUUGGGACGGGAAUCGCUAUGAGCACCUGGGUCUGGACUAAAGCUACCAUCCUCAUCUGGAAACGCACCUGGUGCAAGAUUAUUGGUCGUAGUGACAAUGAACCCAAGAGGAUCAAGAAGAGCAAGAUGAUUGCCAAGGCAUUUGCAAUGAGGAAAGAGCUCCACAAGGACCCAGAGAAGGAACUGUCAUUCAGCAUGCACACUGUAUCCCAUGACGGGCCUGUGGCUGGAAUCAAUUUUGACCUAAAUGAGCCAUCCAAUGACAUGUCAUCAGCCUGGGCGCAGCAUGUGACCAAGAUGGUGGCCAGGCGAGGUGCCAUCCUGCCUCAGGACAUUUCUGUUACGCCUACUGGUACACCAGUGCCACCUCCAGAGGAGAGGAACAGGCUGUGGAUGGUGGAGGCUGAGAUUUCACCAGAGAUGAUAAAGAGGAAAAAGAAGAAAAAGAAGAGGAAGAAGGAGGUGCGUCCAGUGAAGGAGGUGGUGGACCACCAGGUUUAUCAUCAGCGAGAGUUUGGCCGCAGCUCAGUGCCUCGCCUGCCCAAACUGCCCUGCCACCCGAGCCUGGUCGCCAAUCUGAGAGAACAGCAGAGGCAACAGCAGAAGCUGGAGGAGGAGGUCCUGCCAGGAUCCUACCCAGACUUCCAAACCUCACACCCUCUGUCCUGUGAGGAGAGAUGUCCCUACCCGCUCUACCAGAGCAGUCAGAACAGCUAUGGCCGCAGCCUGCUCGCCAAUCCCCUGACCCUCAGCGAUCGUCCAGAGGAUCUGGGUCUUGGCCCACGCUGCCCCCUUUCAACUUCCACCUGGCAGCCUAGCGGAUCCACGUACUACCCCGGGGAGGUGAAUCCCGCUGACGGGCUGUCAGAGAGGUUGGCCCACGUGGCUCGUGUACCGGCAGGCCGGAGGGCCGGCUAUGGGCCUAUCCACUCCCGGACCAAUUUAAUGGAGGCAGAGCUUAUGGAUGCGGAUUCUGACUUCUAAGAUCAAAGCACCAGUAUAUUCUGGCUGUUUCUUUGUGGUACACAGACAGUAAGCUAUAUAAAGUGCUGGAUACUUUCAAAAUCCUUACUAAAGUGCACCUAAAUUCCAGUGCCCUUGGGUCAAGACGGAACUAAGCUGGUCAUUUUUAUUUUUAUUUUAUUUUAUUUUAUUUUAUUUUAUU